Spirometra erinaceieuropaei is the source of this 798-nucleotide messenger RNA. The record is from the annotation of a GenBank genome assembly. NCBI's taxonomy places the organism in Eukaryota, Metazoa, Platyhelminthes, Cestoda, Diphyllobothriidea, Diphyllobothriidae.
AUGGUUUUUCUACGUGAGACCAUUGACAGAGUCAUCAUCAGCGUAUUCAAUCGACGAGGCGAUGACGUUAGCAGAAUGCUGCUCUGUUCGCGCCGACCGGACGGAAAGACAGGCUCUGUGCAGCCUGUUCUUCUGGGCGAGCAGUUUAUGGAUGGCUGCGUCGUUGUGGCCGAACCAGUCCAGGCACUGCCGACGCGCGCGGUCGAGGGCAGCCGGGACGGUCGAGUGAACGGCUUCCCGUAUAUUUGCAUCAUCGAAUUUCCGCGGGGGAGUUUUUAUCUGCCGCUGGCAGUUCUUCCGGCCGCUCGAUCAGUUGAUUGAUGAAAUGCUAACGGUGAGCAGGCAAAGACAACAAAGCAAUAUUCAACUUAUCUGGAGUUAAGUUACCCUGUUGCCUCCUGCGGGGUUGAAGAAGGGGCCUUCUCCUGGAGAUGACGAGGCAAUGUUCCGUUCUGUCAUCCUCGUCGCAGACCGCCGUGGUCAGCAUCACGACCUGUCUGUCUCGUCGCCAGACCAGAGCAUAGUCCAGCAGCCACCAGCGCCGCGAUUGGGGUGCAUACAGGAGGACUUCUUCCGCGUCGGCAGGCGGAAGAAGAUGUUGAUCAGGAUGAGGCGGUCUUUAUCGCAGGUUCGCAGGAGGAGGAGGAGGUUACUGCCGUUGCAGUUGGUGAUUCCGUCAGGACCCAGCAGUCCUCUCCCGGCAGCAUGGUCUGUGCCGACGCGGACGUUGAAGUCACUGAGGACAACAACUUAUCCGCCUUCGGCACAGGCGCUAGGAGGGCGUGCAGGUCUUCGUAG